UUUUCGCCACACACAGUGAUCAGAGAAAAACACUACACUCUCAGUUAAACCUUCUCGAAAAAGCUUUCUUAUUUCUAACACAGACAUCAGAGAUGGCGUCUUCUCUCGCUCUUAAGAGACUUGUAUCUUCCUCCAUCCUUCCACGUUCCUGCAGCGUUCUUCGUCCUCUGGUUUCCUCUCGCCUUUUCAACACCAACGCCAUAAGAAGCUAUGACGACGACGGCGACGAUCUAGACCGGCGCUCUGAUCGUUCUGUUUCUCGCCGCCGUGGUGAUUUCUUCUCAGAUGUGUUUGAUCCAUUCUCGCCGACGAGAAGCGUUAGUCAGGUGCUGAAUCUGAUGGACCAGUUUAUGGAGAAUCCUCUGCUAUCAGCUACGCGAGGCAUGGGAGCUUCAGGAGCUCGUCGUGGUUGGGAUAUCAAAGAGAAAGAAGAUGCUCUGUACCUGAGGAUCGACAUGCCUGGGCUGAGUAGAGAGGAUGUGAAGCUUGCUCUGGAACAGGACACUUUGGUGAUUAGAGGAGAAGGGAAAUACGAAGAAGAAGAUGGUGGCGAGGAAGGAGAGAGCGGGAGCCGUAAAUUCACGAGCCGGAUUGGAUUGCCGGAGAAGAUUUACAAGAUCGAUGAGAUUAAGGCGGAGAUGAAGAACGGAGUUUUGAAAGUGGUGAUUCCGAAGAUGAAAGAAGCAGAGCGUAACGAUGUGCGUCAGAUUGAAAUCAACUGAAAUGCCUACGUUUUCUUUUAGUGUUGCGUUUGUUUUGUUGAUAUGUUGUCUUUUGAAUAAAAAGCGUGUGUUUUGGCCAGUGGGUACACGGUCGAUGCUGUAGACUGACUUAAAGAAAUCUCUUUUACGUUUCUCGAAACCAUGGUUUUCGUUUCUGCUGACA
Molecule: messenger RNA, 885 nt
Organism: Capsella rubella
Lineage: Eukaryota; Viridiplantae; Streptophyta; Magnoliopsida; Brassicales; Brassicaceae
Product: 23.6 kDa heat shock protein, mitochondrial
Exons: 2
Coding region: 93-722 (209 amino acids)
Source: RefSeq, a predicted model, not a curated record